Molecule: messenger RNA, 1359 nt
Organism: Paramecium tetraurelia
Lineage: Eukaryota; Ciliophora; Oligohymenophorea; Peniculida; Parameciidae
Exons: 8
Source: RefSeq, a predicted model, not a curated record
AUGUGCGAGUUUUCUUCUGGUGAUUCCAGUCCUUGUGAUGAUGAUCAAUAUUAAGCUAAAAUAGAAUUCAUAGGUACAAAAUUAUCAAUUCGUGAUAUUUGUAAUUCUGUUCUUAAUUCUAAUUGCUAUGAAAUUCGAAUUUUAGAACCCACAAAAACAGGAAAAUACGAGAAAAUCCCUUUGGAGUGGCAAGACUAAAAAGAUAUAAUUCUCUUUUAUUAUGAUUCUUCACUUGAAGCAUGUCAAGAUAAGCAUUCUAUUAAAAAGUAUUUAAAGGAAAAAUUCAAAGAUUAUCAUUUUAUUAAUUUUGAAGAGGUCUAAAAAGUAUAUUUGGCAGGAGAAUAGGCAUAUGUUAUAAGAAUAAAUGAAGUUAAAUCAGCCUAAUUUUUUUAUUAUAAUAUGAAUAAAAAUUAACCAAAACACAAGAAAUAUCUUGGUGAGAAUUUUCAAGUUGGAAUUUUGAAGAAAAUCCGAGAUGUCAAAAUCCAGUAUAAGAUUAUUCUGAGAUUUCUGCCCAUUUAAUUUUAUAAAGAAAAAAUUGAAAGCAUAAUUUAUGAGAGAAGAAAUGAGAAAAACUUUAUUGACAUUCGAUCCUUAAGAGUCGAAGAGCUAUUUGAAUGUACAAAUAAUAAAUGCACCUUAGUUGAAGGAUGUAAAUAUGGAGUAAUCUAUUGCGAUGACCUAAAAUAAUCUUAAAGUUUGGUCGACAUUUUUAAUAAGUACUUUUUUGAGAGAAAAAUAUCUUAACCAGAAAUCAUCUUGGUGAAUGAAGAAGGCAAAAAAGUUCUUUAAAUCUCUAAUACCUCAGAAUUUAUUAACCCUCUCUCAACCAACUACGAUACUGAAAAUUAGAUGAAACUUAUACUUCAAUAAGAAAUAGAUAAAGAAAUUUAGGAAAAGAUAGAAAAAUAAGAAAGAUUAGAAAAAUUGGAAAGAUAAGAAAAACAAGAGAGAUUAGAAAAGGAGAGAUUAGAGAAAAUUGAAAAAGAAAAAAAUGAAAAAAUAGAUAGAGAGAAGGAAAGAGAAAAAUAAGAGAAACAACAGAGUGGAAAAAAAAAUUAUCAAGAUAUUAACUUAACUACUGUUGAAUUUAAUAGUGGGAAAGUUCAUGAAAAAUAAGAAAAAUCUAUUGAAAGGAACCAAAAUUCCUAUCACAGUCAUUAUCAUCAUAAUUAUAAUAAUAAAUAUGAGAAUGGAAGCAGAAACAAAGGCAGAAGAUCAAGAUCACAAUCCAGAAAGAGAAGACAUAGUUCAAGUGACAGUUCUAAAAAAUAUCAUGAUAGAAAACAUCGAUAGAAUCGAUAUGAGACAAAAAGAAAAUCGGGAUGGGAAAACAAUAGUAGUAAGGCAAGAAAAUGA